Molecule: messenger RNA, 3250 nt
Organism: Malus domestica (apple)
Lineage: Eukaryota; Viridiplantae; Streptophyta; Magnoliopsida; Rosales; Rosaceae
Product: receptor-like protein EIX2
Molecular function (GO): protein binding
Source: RefSeq, a predicted model, not a curated record
GCACACUUGUUGUGUUCAUCUGCAACCAACUGGGGAAUAUAUAGACUGAUUUCUCCUAUGGAUACCUUGCUUGCAAACACCUUAUUCAAUCCCCUCAAUAUUUCUCUCUCUUUUCUCAUUUUGCUUUUGGCAUCUACGUAUCUACCCACUGCCAUAAUCUGCUUGGGUGAUAUCGGAGUUCCGAGCACUAGCAAUGUGAAACCAUUAUGCAUUGAGGAAGAAAGGCGGGCACUUGUCAGCUUUAAACAACAUCUUGUUGAUCCUUCUGGUAGGCUUUCCUCUUGGGCGGGUCAUGAUUGCUGUCAAUGGGAAGGAAUUUCAUGCAACAACAGCACCGGCCAUGUUGUGAAGAUGGACCUCCGGAAUCCAUAUCCAGAUUCCCGUUCUUAUGAAGAGUGGGACGAGUCGGCUUAUGAAAGGUCUUUCCUGGGAGGUAAGAUAAAUGCUUCUUUGUUGAGCUUGAAACAUUUAAAAUACCUGGACCUCAGCUGUAAUGAGUUUCAGGGCAUUCGCAUUCCGAUGUUCUUUGGGGAGCUUGAAAGUUUGCAAUAUCUCAAUUUCUACUUUGCGUCAUUUGAGGGAGAGAUUCCCCCCUCUCUUGGUAACCUGUCAAGCCUGAAUAUUCUUGAUCUCGGGAUGAAUUCCCACUUGUCUUCCAGAAACUUGACUUGGCUUUCUCACCUCUCUUCCCUAAAAUACCUUAAUCUCAAUUACAUGGACCUUAGCCGCACAGGAGCCAGUUGGGCAUAUCAUAUUAACAUGCUUCCUUCAUUGUUAGAGUUACACUUAUCUUCGUGUCAAAUUGAAAGCAUUCCACUCUCACUCCAAAGGGUUAACUUCCUUCCACUCUCACUCCAGAGGAUUAACUUGACAUCACUUUUGGUCCUUGAUAUGUCGAAUAACGGUAUUAAAUAUUCUUCACUUCCCAAUUGGUUUUUUAAUCUUACUAGCCUCAUAACACUUGAUCUAUCGAGGAAUAAUUUCAGUAGUCCUUUUCCAAAUGAAUUUGCAAACUUCAAAUCUCUAGAACACCUUGAUUUAUCGAGAACAGGCUUAAAUGGUCAAAUUCCGAAAGUUAGUGGAAAUUUGUGCAAGCUAAAGGUCUUAAGCCUUUCUGGCAACAAGUUUGAUGGUGGGGGGAUUGAAGAGUUUUGGAGGAGCGUCUCAAAUUGUCCAAAUAAUUCAUUAGAGUUGCUAGAUUUGUCUUCUUGUGAGCUGGAAAGCCAACUGCCGACCUCCUUGGGAGUGUUAAAAAGUUUGCAGAAUCUCUACCUUGGUGGAAACUCUUUGUGGGGCUCAAUUCCAGAUUCCAUCGGAAACUUGUCGUCCUUGAAAUCAUUGUACCUCUCUUCUAAUAAGAUGAAUGGCUCCAUUCCAAAAAGUCUGGGACAACUCUAUGAGCUAGUUGACCUCGAUCUGUCUAAUAAUUCAUGGGAAGGUACUCUAACGGAAGCCCAUUUCAGAAACCUCACGAGAUUACAAGAUUUUCAAGUAGGAAUUCAAGUCACAAACGCACCCAUGUCCCUCAGUUUUUGACGUGGCUUCUGUUUGGGAUCCUCCUUUCAAGCUCCAGUCAAUUGCGAUCAUAAACUGUCGGGUAGGUCCUGGUUUUUGGGUAUGGCUUCAAUCUCAAACUGAACUGAUCCAUGUCAUUCUUAGUGGUAUUGGAACCUCUGAAGAUUUCAUCCCAGAGGAAUGGUUGUUGAAGAUGUCUUCCCAACUCAAAUAUUUGGAUUUAUCUAACAACCAAUUACGUGGAAACUUUCCAUCCCGUUUGAAAUUUCCAAAUUUAGGGUCUAUUGAUUUGAGUCAUAAUCAAUUGGAGGGCCCACUCCCACUUUGGUGGUCCACUAGUGUUCGAUUCCCUUUAUCUUGAUAGGAAUCUAUUUUCCGGGCCAAUUCCCUCCAAUAUUGGACCAAAUGAUGCCCAAGUUUGUACAUUUUGGAUCUUUCUGAUAAUCAUUUGAAUGACACUAUUCCUCCCUCUAUCUGCAACAUGCAAAACUUGGAAUACUUGUCCAUAAGGAGCAAUCAAUUUUCUGGGGAAAUGCCUCAUGCAUGGAGUGUGGGAAGCAAAAUUUUGCUUUCUAGAUGUUGGUCACAACAAUCUCUCUGGUAAUAUUCCCACUUCAUUGGGGGUAUUAAGUUCACUGGAAGUAUUAAAGCUCAACAACAACAAUUUUGAGUGGUGUAAAUUCCUGAUUCCUUGCAAAAUUGUUCUGGUUUGAAGAGUCUUGAUCUUGGACACAACAAGUUAUUUGGGAACAUACCUCUUAUGGAUAGGAGGAUCAAAUGUAUCCUUGUUGUAUAGGCUACAAUUACGAUCCAACGUUUUUACAGGACAUAUUCCCCAGCAACUGUGCAAUCUUCGGAACCUUCACAUCCUCGAUCUUAGGUCACAAUAACCUUUCAGGUACUAUUCCCAAGUGUUUGGAUACUUUAACUUCGCUGGUCAACAAUAAUUCUAAUGACUUCAGUAUGGGUCUCUUGAGCAAGCCACACUAACACUAAAAGGAGCGGAGCUUGUGUACAACACGACUCUAAGACUUGUAAAGAGCAUUGAUCUUUCAUCAAAUAAUUUACAAGGUGAGAUUCCUGAAGAAAUAAGCAACCUCUUCCUGUUGGGCACCCUGAAUUUGUCCAUGAAUCAAUUGACUGGAAAGAUCCCCUCCAAGAUCGGAAACUUGCAUUUGCUCGAAACUCUUGAUUUGUCACACAACAACCUUUCAGGACAUGUUCCUCAAAGCUUGUCAUCUUUAACCUCUUUGUCCCACUUGAACUUGUCUUAUAACAACUUGACUGGAAGAAUUCCUUCUGGAAGCCAGCUUCAAACGCUCAAUGAUUUGUCCAUUUAUAUGAACAAUCCAUCGCUAUGUGGCGUUCCUCUCUCAACUAAUUGCCCUGGAGAUGACACUUUCCCAGCUAAGGAUGCGAAUGACAAGAAUGAAGAUGGAAAUCAUGAUAAGUUGUGGUUCUAUGUCAGUGUGGUACUUGGCUUCAUCGUAGGUUUUUGGGGCAUUUGCGGCACAUUGAUCUUAAAGACAUCGUGGAGAUAUGCCUAUUUUCAAUUCUUUGACAACAUCAAAGAUAAGGUAGCACUAGCAAUUGCAUUGAAAGUGGCUUGUUUCAAAAGAAUUGUUUUUGGAGUUUGAUAGUACUAUGUGUCUGUGAUGUUUUCCCCUUUCUACGUUGUAUUUUUGGUACUUGCAAUUUAUGUAAUAAAUAAAGGAAUUGUAUCCAUCUUUCAAUA